CUUCCCCGCCUGCGCAUGCGCGGCGCGGGGCGCGCUGGGAGUUGUAGUCUUCUCCGGGCGCCGUCAAGCGAAACGCGACGGCGACGGCGGCUUUUGCGACGGUGGCGCCGUAAAGCGCGGCGUGUUGUUGACAGCGGCGGGCGGAGUAGGAACUUGGCCCGGCAAGAGACAGACAUGAGCAAAGCCAGGAGGAUGCCACCGGGCCACGGUGCCGCCAUCGCCAGGCAGAUGGGUUUGCUGGUGGACCUCUCUCCGGAGGGGACUGCAGGGGAUGACACCGGAGAUGAUGCCGCCGAGCUGGAGGCUGAGCUGCUGGCGCUGGUGGGAGGCCGAGCUGCGCCGGGAGAGAAGCCCAAGGGGAAAACCCCUUUGCCGAUGGAGGCGAUUGAGAAGAUGGCUGCCCUCUGCAUGAAGGACACGGACGAGGAGGAGGAGGGGGAUGAUGAAGAAGAGCUGGAAGAUGAAGACGAUCUCAUGGCCGAGCUGCAGGAGGUGCUGGGCGAAGGGGAAGGGAACACGGAUGCACCGGUGCCUCCCGCCAAGCUGCAGGUGCCGGAGGCGCUUCCGGAGCCCAGCGACAUCGAGCCCACGCUGGCGGAGCGGGCAGACAUGUAUCGGACGGCCAUCGCCAACGCCAAGCAGGCCGGGGACAGCUCCAGGGUGCGGCGCUACGAGAGGGGCCUCAAGACGCUGGAGAACAUGCUGGCCUCCGUCAAGAAGGGAAAAAAGAUCAACGAGGAGGAAAUCCCCCCUCCAGUGGCGCUGGGGAAGGGUGCGAGCUCCCCGCAGCCCUCUCCGGUGUCCCCCCCGCCAGCCGCCCGCCCCGGCUCCCCGCAGCCGCCUCCACAGCCGCCCGCUGCCUCUGCCUCCAAGCCACAGCCGCCCCCCAUUCUCCCGAAGCCUCAGGUCCUGCCCGUCAGCUCUCCGGAGGUGAAACCAUCUCCUCCCUUGCCGUCUUCCCACCCAGGCAAAGGCUCUGACCGUGCCAGCGCCGAGGCACUGUUGCGGGGCCGGCAGCGGGAGUACAAGCUUGCGGCGCUGCACGCCAAGCAGCGUGGAGACCUGGAGAUGGCCACAAAGUACUACCGGGUCGCAAAGAGCUUUGACUCCUUGCUCGAAGCGGCAGGGAAUGGCCAGCCGGUGGAGCUGAGCAGUGUGCCGCCUCCUCCCGACCAGCUGCCAAAGGAGUUGUCGCCUGGCCAGCCGCAGCCUGCCGCAGCGGUGCCUGUGCCAGAAGUUAAACCAGCAUCUCCCGCAGCAGACGUUCCCCCCCCUCCCCGGGAUGUGCUGGAGGCUCUGCAGCAGCGGAUGGAGCGGUACAAGACGGCGGCGGCGCAGGCCAAGAGCAAGGGAGAUGACCGGAAGGCCCGGAUGCACGAGCGCAUUGUCAAGCAAUACCAGGACGCCAUCCGGGCGCACAAAGCUGGGAAAACGGUGGAUUUCUCGGAGCUGCCCGUUCCGCCAGGCUUCCAGCCUAUCCAGGGCACGGAGACGCCGUCCGGAGACCAAAGCAUCGCUGGAGUGCUGGAAACGGCCAUGAAGCUGGCCAGCCAGGAGGUCCACGAGGAGGAUGAUGGUGCUGAAAAGGCAAAGCCCCCUCUGACGCCAUCCCUUCUGUUCCCGGCACAGCCUGCCGCCAGCCCUGCCCCAGCGAGAGCCGCUGCCGCCUCCCAGCCCAAGCAGCCACCGCCGCCUCCCCAAACCUCCUCUGCGGGUGCCCCCAGUUCUGCCGGAGUGGCCAAACCAGCCCCCAAAACCACCGCGAAAGCCCAGCAGCAGCUGGCAUUCCUGGAAGGCAGGAGGAAGCAGCUGAUGCAGGCCGCCCUCCGUGCCAAGCAGAAGAACGACAUCGAAGGGGCAAAGCUCUUCCUGCGCCAGGCCAAAGGGCUGGACCCCAUGAUUGAGGCCUCGCAGAAUGGCUUGCCUGUCGAUAUAACCAAGGUCCCCGAAGCCCCCGUGAACAAGGAGGACUUUGUGCUCGUGCAGCGUCGGGGGGUGCACAUCUCUCCCGAGGCAGCCAGCCAGUACCUGGAGCUGAUGAAGCUGAUCCGGCAGCAGCACGAGAUGUGCAUGAAUUACUCCAAGCAGUUCACUCACCUGGGGAACAUUGCGGAGACGACCAAGUUUGAGAAGCUGGCUGAGGACUGCAAGCAGAAUAUGGAGAUCCUGAAGCAGGCCCACGCCCGGGGCUUCCCGCUGCCCAAGUACCAUUAUGAGCAACGAACUUUCAGCGUCAUCAAGAUCUUUCCGGAGCUGAACAGCAAUGACAUGGUGCUGUCGAUAGUGAAAGGGAUCAACCUCCCGGCACCACCAGGUGUGGCUCCCAACGAUCUGGACGCCUUCGUGCGCUUCGAGUUCCCCUACCCCAACGCGGAGGAAGCUCAAAAAGACAAGACCAACGUCAUCAAAAACACCGAUUCUCCCGAGUUCAAGGAGCAGUUCAAGCUGUACAUGAACCGAGGGCACCGGGGGCUCCGGCGGGUCCUUCAGACCAAAGGCAUCAAGUUUGAAGUGGCGCAUAAAGGGGGGCUGUUCAAGACGGACCGCGUCAUCGGCACAGCCCAGCUCAAGCUGGAGGCACUGGAGACGGCGUGCGAGGUUCGGGAGAUCAUUGAGCUGCUGGAUGGCCGCCGGCCCACGGGGGGGAAGCUGGAAGUGAUCGUGCGGAUCAGGGAGCCCCUGAGCUCCCAGCAGCUGGAGACGAGGACGGAGCGCUGGCUGGUCAUCAACCCCAGCACCAUGCCGCCGGUUGCCGUCCCCAAACCCAAACCGGCCGUCGCUCCCGCAAAGGAAGUGAACAACAGCAGGGCCGUGCCGGCGUUGCCCAGCCUCAACCUGCUGGCCUUCGACCAGGAGAAGCUGGAGAGGAAGAUGCUGGCGUACAGGCAGGCGCAGCGGCCGGUCCCCCCCGAGCUGCGGGAGCAGUACCAGGACAUCGCCCGGCGCAGCCAGCUCCUGCGGUCGCGCCUGCAGCACGGCGACCCCCCCUUCCGCAAAGAGUACCUGGCCCAGCUGGAGCGGUACCUGCAGCUCUACACCGAGACAGCGAGGCGCCUGGGCACCGAGGGCAACCGGGACGCGGCCAAGGAAGCGCUGUACAAGAGGAACCUGGUGGAGAGCGAGCUCCAAAAGUUCCGCCGAUGAGCUGCCCCCCCCCCCCCCUGGGGCUGGGACCAAAUGGGGGUGCAGGCGCUUUUGGGGGGGGGGGGGGGGCACACACGGGACAACCCCCCCCCCCCCCAGGCGCUGCUGUGACAAUCACAGGGAUCAGAGCUGCUAUGUGUGUGUCCCCCCCGGUCCUUCCCCCUGGGGACACAAUGACACUAACCCCCCCCUCACCCACUCCCGGGGUCCCCGUCCGUCCCCCCCACACACCAAAAAGCACUUUGCCCCCCUCCCGCGGCGGCCGGGCGGGCAGGGACCUCUCUCCCCCCCCCACCCCGUCCCCCCCUCCCUGUCACCCCUCCAAGUGCCUGUCCCCAGGGGCCGGGCUGCGCAACGGGUUUAUUUUGUGCUUUCACACACAAAUCUAUAAAGUUUUUAA
Molecule: messenger RNA, 3544 nt
Organism: Aquila chrysaetos chrysaetos
Lineage: Eukaryota; Metazoa; Chordata; Aves; Accipitriformes; Accipitridae
Gene: CC2D1A
Product: coiled-coil and C2 domain containing 1A
Biological process (GO): regulation of transcription by RNA polymerase II
Cellular component (GO): nucleus
Molecular function (GO): DNA-binding transcription repressor activity, RNA polymerase II-specific; RNA polymerase II cis-regulatory region sequence-specific DNA binding
Source: RefSeq, a predicted model, not a curated record